Molecule: messenger RNA, 1039 nt
Organism: Patiria miniata (bat star)
Lineage: Eukaryota; Metazoa; Echinodermata; Asteroidea; Valvatida; Asterinidae
Exons: 3
Coding region: 256-708 (150 amino acids)
Source: RefSeq, a predicted model, not a curated record
AUUCAGUGCCGAGGUUUCAGAACACCGAAAAGUGUCAACGUCAACAUUACUAUCAACAUUGUGGCAACCAAUAGUCCCGUCACUAUCGGAUCUAGUUUUGGGAACAGAAACAGUUUUCCUGGGAAAGCUUUAGACAUAGACUCGAUUAUUCAGUUUAAUGAAGAACUGAAGACUUUGGAAGAUGCAGCGGGGAAGUACGUCCAAAACCGACAAAUCCAACUGCAGACUCUGGACCGAUUUGUCUCUUGGUUGAAAAUGUGUGGCUACGUCCCUAUAAAUGUCCUAAUCUGGAAGAUACUAUUCGUGAGUCUUACCGCAUUAGCAUUCUUCUUUGGCGACAUCCCCCAUUUGACUUGGGGUUUUUCCUUGUUCACUGGUUUCUGGAAAAUGAGAAAGGGUGUCAAAGAGUUCAAAGCGACAGAGCGACGCUUGAGUGAGAAUCUGAAGACUGCUGUUGAACGAGUGAAUUCAGCUUGGGUAAGCCUGGGUAAAACGGGAGAAAUAACAUUACCACUUGUCUUCGGGGGUGACCGAAUAUUCGACUCCGAAGGUCCAAUCAAUACUUUGGCCUGGCAAGUCUUGAAAUUCAACGGAGGGGUUGGUUCCCUGGCUAAAGAGUUCGAAGACACUGUCAAGAAGCUAAACUGCCCUUCAAAAGAGGAUGUAAAAUUUUGCAUUUCUCGCGUGAGAUACAAGUUGGCAUUGUAGAAUUGCAAACACGGGACGUAGUGCAUGGGCGGCAAUUGUAAAGACUUGUCAAAUGUUUCUGUUGUUAAGUUUUUAAGGGGAUUUGGUUUGAUGCAAUUUUCAAAAUCCAAAUUUUCAAAGGAUUGUUAUUAAGUUGCUUAUAAAACGAUAUAAUGAGGAAAAAAGGAAAAGUUCUUUUUUACUGUUCAUUGCAUAAGUAUGCUGGUGUGUAUACAGAUCUUCAAUUUUCUUCUUGAAAGGAAAUUAAGAAAAUAUUGUUAAUAAUGUUUUACGUAAAAUGCGUAUUCUAAAGGUAUAUGUCCCAUGCUCUUCAACAAAAUUGAUUGUUUUA